AUGAUGGUUCCGCACCAACCUAAUGAUGCGAUGCGAGAAAUUCAGGAGGCUCAGAAGGAGCAAAGGACAGCGUUGGGCAUGCUUACAAAGCAGUUAUCUCAAGUCACCAUGUCGCUGGGAGAGCUGAGAGGAAACGAAGGGAAAAUCCCUGCCACGGUGCAGCAGCCUGGGCGGGAGAACAUAAGUGAAGUCUCCCUGAGGUCAGGGAAGAGCCACCAAGAAGAAGGAGAGUCCAGUGGAGCUGAUCAAGCCAAACAAAGAGAUAAAGGGAAAGCGAAAGUGGGCGGCGAGACCUCAGGAGAGAGUCAAGGAGAAGAAGCCGAGAAGGUCAAGCCGUACCCAUACCGCGGAAUGGUGACCAGGAAGAAAGAUGCCACAAUCAAUGUGGCCAGUACGUUCAAAGAUGUGGAAGUCAAAGUACCACUCUUGACGACAUUAAAGAUGCCCCCGAUCAGUAAAUUCAUCAAGGACUACCUGGCGGGGAAGGUCAAUGAAUACGGGAGAAUGAUCACAGAAGAGAAUGUCUCUGCAGUAAUCCAGCGGAGCGACCUCCCCUCAAAGAAGACCGACCCAUGGAUGUUUACACUCCUGCUUUCAAUUGGGGAUAUUCAAGUGGAGCACGCAAUGUGCGAUUUCGGGGCAUCCAUCAACGUUCUGCCGUAUGCUAUUUAUAAGAAGCUGGGAGAGGCUAAGCUCGUCGAUACAGACAUCAUGAUACAACUGGCCGACAGAUCUUGCAUUCACCCGGAGGGAAUUCUAGAAGAUGUAAUAGUGAAGGUGAAUGACUUUCUAUACCCAGCCGAAUUCUUCGUCAUCAAGAUGACAGAGCCUGCGGCGAAGGAGUCAAGUGGAGUCCUGUUGGGAAGAUCGUUCUUGUCUACGGCCAGCACUAUAAUCGACGUCCGUAAUGGGAAGAUUAAUUUGGAUUUCAACGGAGAACAGUUUACGUUCAACAUCGACAAAGCAAUGAAGAGGCCGGCAGACAGUGAAAAUGUGUACUCAGUGGAUGUGACCGAGCCGCUGGUGCAGGAGUAUCUGGAAGAGGAGUUCUUAUAA
Salvia splendens (bonfire salvia) is the source of this 1056-nucleotide messenger RNA. RefSeq lists its product as uncharacterized. The record is from RefSeq and is a predicted model, not a curated record. The transcript has 2 exons. NCBI's taxonomy places the organism in Eukaryota, Viridiplantae, Streptophyta, Magnoliopsida, Lamiales, Lamiaceae. The coding region runs from base 1 to 1056 and encodes 351 amino acids.